UUUAUAAGGAAGAAGAUACUUAUCUCAAUUGGAAGACAAUCGCAAGAUUACUCCUGGAAGAUCUGCUAAACAUACUGAUAGCCAUUUCAGUAAGUACAGAUUUAGAAUAAUGAAGCCGGAAUUAUUUAUAUUUGUGUCCAUUUGACAUUGUAAUGUAUGCACCAAAGUAUGUAACAAACAAUCCAAGAACCUUCUAGCAAAUUUUGGAAGGAAAGAAACAAAGGAAGUAAGAAAACACUUCAAAUCUUGACAGGAUUCUUAACAGGAUACUGCAGACUGAAUGGGCAUGUAAAGAAGAUUGCUACAACCCAACACAGCACUUGCGGAUUCUGCAAGAGAACCACCACAUCUAGACUAGCAGACCACAUUUGCCAGCAGGAUGAAGUGUUUUGUGAUGUACAGCAUAACAGUAGAAGAAAUUCAACCACUGAACUGGGCCUACUAAUCAAGUUUCUUUAUGAACUAGGACCAGCGUGCUCUAGAUAAAUAACAGGGGAUACAAUAGCUCUGAAAUGGCACAGUAUAUUGCACACCCUGAACAUUACAUCUACAUCUAUAUGUACAAAGUAUACAACAGUUUGGGUGUACAGUUUCUUCCUCCUCAUUGCGUAACCUACAAAUGGGGUCAUCAUUGAGUAUACACAUGUUAUGUAGAUGUAUUCUCAGACGCCAGUGACCGGUAUAUAGUCCUCUUUCCUUAAUCACUUGUUUCCUCUUCAAAGAAGAAAAAUGGGUACCAGGAAAAUAAAGGAUGUCACUAACGAUGCAACUAACAAAGAAAUAAUAAAAGCUAGGAACCACCUCUUUGAUGUGAUCUGAACAAUGUACACUUCAAUAGUGAUAUACAAUUGCCAGAAAGCAGUAUAAAGAAAAUGGCUGCUUUAGCUGUUGCAUUUCUCAAUGUACAGAUUCCAUUGCGCCUUGGCGAUGUAAUAAACGUUAUAGCUGAAUUAAUAAAACAAAAUGAUAAAAACUUUUCAUUAGCCCAAAAUUUAAAGGUUCCGAUGUUCAAACUUGUCAUACUGUAUAUAUUACAGGCGUUCGGAACAUUUGUGUAUAUUUCAGUUCUAUCUAGCGUAGGAGAAGUCUUAGCUGCAAAAAUGAAGUUCAAACUUUAUAGCUCACUCAUAAAACAGGAUGUUGCUUUCUUUGACACCAUCCGUAGUGGAGUAAUUAUAGAUUGCUUGACAAGUGAUGUCCAAGAAUUCAAAAGCGCAUUUAAACUCUGCAUCUCUCAAGGUCUAAGAAGCAUCACUCAGAUUGCUGGGUGCAUUGUUUCGCUAUAUAUAAUAUCGCCAAAGAUGACAUUGGCAAUAGUCGGAGUUGUUCCUGUUAUAAUUAGCGUUGGCACUGCAUGUGGGAGUCUUCUUCGCUCUAUGUCAAAGAAAGCUCAGAAAGAGGCGAUGAAAGUAGCAUCAAUGUUUGAAGAAACAUUGACUACAAUCCGUACAAUUAAAGCAUUUGCAAAUGAAGAAUUUGAAUGUAGGAAACUUAAAGUACUUCUCACUGAGAUCAGUCAUUUAAACUCUCUUCUAGGUUAUGGCAUUGGAUUAUUUCAGGGGGCUACAAAUUUAUUUUUGAAUGGCUUGGUGUUAGGUACCCUUUGCUUUGGUGGCCACCUGAUGCUACAGCAAAACUUAACUCCAGGAAAUCUAAUGUCUUUUCUAGUCGCUACGCAGACCAUUCAAAAAUCAUUUUCACAAAUUUCAUUGCUAUUCGGGCAUAUCGUAAAAGGAAAGGAGGCUGGAGAAAGAGUGUUUAAAUUUUGCAACAUAGUUCCAACUAUUCCUUGUAAAGGAGGGAUUAAGAUUAAUUACUAUUCUUUAAAUCCAACUGUUGAGUUUAAAGAUGUUACUUUUUCUUACCCAACAAGAGAAAAGCAGGUUAUCUUAAACCGAUUAAACUUGUAUAUACCUGCAGGUAAGACUGUGGCUGUCGUAGGAACAUCUGGAAAUGGAAAAUCCACAAUUGCUGCAUUACUCGAAAGGUUUUAUGAUGUAAAUUCUGGUCAAGUGCUCGUAGCUGGAGUCGAUAUCAAAAAACUCGAUCCCAAUUGGCUACGUGGAGAACUAAUCGGAAUUAUAAAUCAGGAGCCAGUUUUGUUUGCUACAACUAUAAAAGAGAACAUCAGGUAUGGAAAACCUGAUGCUACAGAUGAGGAGGUUUAUGAAGCUGCACGACUUGCCAAUGCUGAUGAAUUUAUAAAUGAGUUUCCAGAUGGAUUUAAUACAGUGCUGGGCGAAAGAGGUGUGACUAUAUCAGGCGGCCAGAAGCAAAGAAUAGCAAUUGCUAGAGCGUUAAUUAAAAAUCCAUCAAUAUUGAUUUUAGAUGAAGCUACAAGUGCACUUGAUUCUGAAUCAGAAAAAAUAGUGCAGUCUACACUGGAAAAUGUCUGCAAAGGGAAAACAGUUUUAAUCAUAGCUCAUCGUUUAACCACUGUACAAAAUGCUGAUAUGAUUGUCGUCUUGAAAAAAGGAAAAAUUAUCGAGGCUGGAACGCACAUGGAACUAAUGACAAAGGAAGGCAUGUACUUUAAACUGAUGCAAUCAACCAAACAAACUGAUGGAAAAAGCUUAUAGUCGAUCUUCCUUUGAGACAAUCUAUGCCAACUUUCUCAAGAAAAGGUGCAGAACAUAACAAAAAUAGGUAAAUUACAAUAUUUACUUAUAAAUCAGCUACAUUGUUGGAUAUGAAAGUGAAGAUCGUUUUCAAACAAACGUCCUUGAGAACAUGGUAUUACAAUAAUUAUUUUGUACAACAUAUUGUAAAAAUAAAUUGAUACAAGGGAAUUAAUUUAUUUUGUAUUAUCAAUAUCAGAAACACAAUUUCCAUUAUUCAACUGAGUGUACAAAUUAACAAAAAAAAUGAUUUAUUAAUAUCAUCAAGUGUAUUAUUAAAAGCUUAUUAUUUAUAGAAUUUGUAUCAUAGUUUUCAAUAUAUAAUCAUAAAGAUUA
Messenger RNA from Cimex lectularius (bed bug), 2954 nucleotides. Its product is annotated as ATP-binding cassette sub-family B member 8, mitochondrial. NCBI's taxonomy places the organism in Eukaryota, Metazoa, Arthropoda, Insecta, Hemiptera, Cimicidae. Bases 873 to 2579 code for a protein of 568 amino acids. Gene Ontology annotation, cellular component: membrane. The transcript is spliced from 13 exons. Gene Ontology annotation, molecular function: ATP hydrolysis activity; ABC-type oligopeptide transporter activity; ATP binding. Gene Ontology annotation, biological process: transmembrane transport. The record is from RefSeq and is a predicted model, not a curated record.